Molecule: messenger RNA, 391 nt
Organism: Apaloderma vittatum (bar-tailed trogon)
Lineage: Eukaryota; Metazoa; Chordata; Aves; Trogoniformes; Trogonidae
Product: RUN domain-containing protein 3B
Exons: 4
Source: RefSeq, a predicted model, not a curated record
GUCAGAUCACCUGGUUCGGCUAUGAAAGUCCUCGUAGUUUCUGGGACUACAUUCGAGUAGCUUGCCGAAAAGUCUCUCACAAUUGCAUCUGCAGUAUUGAGAACAUGGAGAAUGUCGGUUCUUCUAGAGCCAAGGGUCGAGCCUGGAUCAGAGUAGCACUUAUGGAAAAGCAUUUGUCUGAAUACAUUUCCACAGCUCUGAGAGACUUCAAAACAACCAGGAGAUUUUAUGAGGAUGGAGCAAUUGUUCUUGGUGAAGAGGCCAAUAUGCUUGCUGGUAUGCUGUUGGGACUGAAUGCAAUUGAUUUCAGUUUUUGUCUGAAGGGUGAGAGACUGGAUGGCAGCUUUCCAGCUGUCAUAGAUUAUACACCAUACCUGAAGUACACCCAAAG